CAGUUUUUAAUUCGAAUGACAGUAAAGUGAGCGCAAUUCUGUUAGAAUCAACCGCUUUGUAUUCCAAUCAAACAUUUAGAACGACAAAAGUAAAGUGACAAAAGUAAAGUGUGCAGUGAAAAUGGAGCCACCAAAAGAAGACGAAAUACCAGACAUGAAAGAAAUUAUCAAGAAACGUGAAGAGAAAUGGAAUGGUUUCUUCGAAAAAUAUAAGGACUUUGAUUUUGUGGAGCAAAAUGAUUCUCUAUCCGAUUAUUCUGAGCAAGAGAUGACGGAUGAUGAUUCGUUCGAAGUAGUAAGUGAAUCAGAUGAUCAGAAUAAUGAUUACGAAGCCAUAGAAGUGGACGAUAGCGUCGCAAUAGAAGACAAAGAAUCAGAUGAUGGUUGCAUUGAGGUAUCAGAAGACGACGAAAGGGCUUCUAUGUUCAGUCAAGUAUUUCAACAGAUUGUCAAGCAAAAGAUAGAAGUAUUUGAAAAGAACAGCCGUCAAAAUUCUAUCCAAAAAAUUAAAACCAAAGAUGGAAUGACGAAGCAUGUUCGUGAGUCGACCAUAUGCAAGGAAAGGCGUUCAAUUAUGGCAUCAGAAAUGCCAAUGCCUACUACACCGAACAUGUACAUAAAUAUCCCAAAUUUACAAGAAAACAAUUGCAUGGCUUUGGUGAAACCACAUUCUAGCGCCAUACAGCCACAUGGUAGUAAUAUUGCGGUGGAUGAAAAUAUCGAAGUUUUGAAAAGUGGCAAAAUGAAGAUUACAAAAACCAUUACAACAACCACUACGACAACAACCACCACUGUACAGGAAUUUCAACAAGAUGAAAAUGUCACACCACAGAAAGCCAAACCUCCAAGAUCAGCGAAAAAAAAGCGAACAGCAAAUGAAGCGACUGACAGUGAAUUUGACGUCUAUGGCACCAACUACGAUGAUGAUGAUUUGCAAACACCACACCAACGUAAGGGUCAUUUCAAUGUCUCUGCUACUUCACUAUCAACAACUAAAAUCAAUGAAUCGCGUCUUGCAAUCGAACUUACGCCGACUACGGCAAAUGGAAGAGAAAGAAAAUUGGUUCCGAAGCAAAUUCGAAGUGUUUUAAGCGAAACCAUACAAAAUGGCGAGAUGGACGAGAAUGAUUUUUGUGGUGUUACAAACCGUGAAAUUCAACCCUCAAAAGGUUCACGCUUAUCAUUAGUUUUCACACCACAGCGGAACAAAGCGAUUACAGCCGGUGACUCAUUUGUCGACCCCUUGGCUAUGCAAAAAGAAAAUCCAAGAGCAAUUUAUAUCAAUGCACGUGACGAUGUCGGCAAAUUUGCGGAUAAGGAGUAGUCGAUCAACAUCAUCAAUCCCGAUCAACAUCAUCAACGCAAUACUCACCAUAAUAUAUUACAACAUUCCUAGUUUUUAUGCUAUUGAACAACAAAAUGUCAAUCAUAUAAAAUUUUCAAUCAGUAGUUUCGAGCAAAAUUCACAUAUACACACAAUAUUUUCAAUUAAGCAUCAUAUUUAUUUAUUAAGAUAAAAGAUAAUGUAACAAA
Messenger RNA from Contarinia nasturtii (swede midge), 1533 nucleotides. RefSeq lists its product as uncharacterized. The transcript is spliced from 5 exons. The coding region runs from base 122 to 1324 and encodes 400 amino acids. The record is from RefSeq and is a predicted model, not a curated record. Lineage: Eukaryota; Metazoa; Arthropoda; Insecta; Diptera; Cecidomyiidae.